AUGAAUACAGAUUCUUAUUUCCAGAUACUCAAAAAUGGUAAAAAGCAGUUUAUUAAUUGGGGUCUUAAAAGAUUAAAAGCAAAAGAUAAAGUGAUGCAGUUUGGGUUCUCCUGGAGCAGAUACCGAAUUGCAAAAGGUAUGUUGAAAAGUAAUACUCUGGAAGAAAACAAAAGUGGAGGCAGAACAUUCAAAGAAAAACCACAGGUUUCUAUUUCUAUCACUGAAAAGGUAAAAUCCAUGCAACAUGAUAAAUAGGAUAUAGCAGAUACGUGACAAAUUGUCAGAACUAUCACUUGCAAGUGUGAUUUAGAAGGAAUCAUGCCAAAUAUUACCAUCAGCUUGAGUCUCCCUACCAAUGGAUUUCCACUUGAGAAUAUUCUAGUUCAUCAUUGUGUGACUUCUCUUGACUCUGCCAUUCUGACUUUUAGUAGCACUGAUGCAAUGGAUGCUUCUGCAUUUAGUGGACCUUACAAAUUUCCAUUCACUUCUCUUGAGUCAUUCAACUUAUGCUACUAUACUUUCCAGGUCCCUGUCCCUCCAAUUGUGGAUUUUUAUCAAAUGAAAGAGGAAGGAGUAAAAAUAAAAAUAACAGUUAAUUUAAAACUUCAUGAACGUGUGAAAAAUAAUUUUGAAUUCUGUGAAGCUCAUAUACCUUUUUAUAACAGAGGCCCGAUUACAUAUGUGGAGUGCAAAGUUAGUUUUGGCCAGCUUGAAGUAUUUUCAGAGAAAAGCUUAUUGAUCUGGGUUAUUGGAUAGAAGGUCCCCAAAUUGAUGGAAGUUAGUCUUUCUUGAACUAUAACUUUUGGAGCCAAGAGUCACGGGAAGCAGCCAUUUGACCAGAUUUGCAUUGGAGGUACAUAUUUAAAACUUCAUUUUAGAAUCUUAGAUUAAUACUCAGCUCAAGUUUUUGCAUCAGGAAAACCAAAAAUAAGUACAUACUGGAAAUGAAUUUCUUCUGACUAUUGGAAUUCUUAAACUCCUGAUCCACUAACUCAUGGAUCAUUACUACUGUAA
Messenger RNA from Canis lupus familiaris (dog), 1014 nucleotides. RefSeq names its product adaptor related protein complex 5 subunit mu 1. The record is from RefSeq and is a predicted model, not a curated record. NCBI's taxonomy places the organism in Eukaryota, Metazoa, Chordata, Mammalia, Carnivora, Canidae. Gene Ontology annotation, biological process: endosomal transport. Gene Ontology annotation, cellular component: lysosome; cytosol; late endosome.